AAUGGUCUCUGGAACAGUUGAACGGGCAUGAACAGGGUUGACUGGAACAGCAGUUCAGCAGACGUACACGUGUAUAAUUAGGUAUACUGGAAGCAUUAUCGUUGUGGAGGUACUCUUGCGAAGAUUACUUCCUGAAGAAGUGUAAUAUCCAAACCACACGACUUGCAUCUUUCAGGCUUCCCACCUCCAUCUUGCUCAAGGGCCGGCAUACGAGCCCUCAGCGACAAUCAACAAGACCCCGCUACCAACCAAUCCUCACCACCGCCCCGGGAGUAGUGAGCCCCUCGACGCCAAUGUCACAAUGGGCAAUAGCUCCAGCCGUAUAACGGCACAGGACCAAGCAAUUCUCGACCUCAAACUGCAACGAGACAAGCUCCACCAAUACCAGCGGCGGAUAACUCUCCUCACGGACAAGGAGACGGCCAUCGCGCGGCAGAUGCUGGCCAAGGGUGACAAGGCCCGCGCGCUGCUCGCCCUGCGGCGCAAAAAGUACCAGGAAUCGCUGCUGGCAAAGACGGACGCGCAGCUCGAGCAGCUCGAGAAGCUGACGUCGUCGGUCGAGUUCGCGCUGAUCCAGAAGGACGUCGUCUUCGGCCUGCAGCAGGGCGCCAAGGUGCUCAAGGAGAUACACGCUGAGAUGGGCGGCAUCGAGAAGGUGGAGAAGCUGAUGGAGGAGACAGCCGAGGCGAUUGCUUACCAGAAGGAAGUCAGCGAGAUACUUGCCGGGCGAAUAACGAACCAGGAUGAGGAAGAGGUUGAGGAUGAGCUGGCAGCGCUUGAGGCUGAAGUCACGGGCAGGACUUUAGGAGUUCGACAGCAACUGCCGAGUGUUCCUGACACCCAGCUGCCAGCGAACCAGGUCGAGGAGGAGCCUAAGCCGGAAACGACGGGGCUCAAGAGGCAGACGGAGAGGCAGGCAAUGCUAGCCUCCUAGAAGGCGUGCUAUCAGGAGAGGACGUUGGUGGUACGGGACGUGUUAUGGGGAUACGUUGCCUGAUGACUCACGAGUUUUGCAUAUACGUUAGGAUCAGAGUGUCAUGCUCGGGAAUCCGAGCUUGUCAAUACAGCCCAGGCGGGUAUACUAAUGACUAGUCUAAACCGUACAUCAAAGGACGAAUCCAGAGCCUUUACAGCGAUGAACC
Molecule: messenger RNA, 1142 nt
Organism: Canariomyces notabilis
Lineage: Eukaryota; Fungi; Ascomycota; Sordariomycetes; Sordariales; Chaetomiaceae
Exons: 4
Coding region: 302-934 (210 amino acids)
Biological process (GO): vesicle budding from membrane; late endosome to vacuole transport via multivesicular body sorting pathway
Cellular component (GO): multivesicular body; ESCRT III complex
Source: RefSeq, a predicted model, not a curated record